GAGAAAGAGUAUUGUUUUGAACAUUUCUCCGACUUUUAUUAUUUAUUUUUUAACAUUUUGCGCCAAAAAAAGACGUCACCAUGUUUUCCUCUCUUUUUUCUCCACUACUCUUUUACAGAACAACUUACUAGGGUUUCAUCACCAAUCUUCAAGUUCAGGCAAAUCUUCUUGAAGUGGUCUCUUGUUGUUGUGUCAAUUAACUGAGCUGUGUAGUCUCUUCAAUGAAGAGGACUGGAGAAGAUUAUGCUUAAGUGGUACCAAUAUUAAUUAUUUGAUUCUAUAAAUGGAGGACGAUAGUGGACUUGAGCUUAGUCUGGGUCUAUCUUUUGGUGGGUUGUCUGCCAAAUCUAAGGCUAAAAGUAGCAGCUCCACAGAUCUUAGGAUUGAAGAAGGUGAUAAAGGAAAUAAAUUAGUGGAUGAUUUUAAAAGUUUUCUACAUCCUGGGACCCAGAAACAAGAGUCAAGUACUGCCUCUCAAAGAAGCGAGUCAGUGAAACCUAAGGAAAACUUCUUUAAUGACCUCUCCAAGGUCAAUGUUGAUAAAGAUGCUUCAGUGGAUUUGAAUGGAAAAGGAGUCUGGGAGAGCAGUAAUAAAUCUGCUGAGUUUGAAUCAGAAAAACGGGCAGAAUCUGGCAGCAAACGUAGGAUGUUUUUUGAGGAGAUGAACCAACAAAAGAAGCACGAGAGAGAGGCUAAUUAUGCUGAUUUAAAUGAGAAGGCAAGAACAUCACAUAUUUCCCUCACAACAGAAGAUGGCUCAACAGCUGAAAAUGAAGACGUGGCAGAGUCUGAGGUAGAGGGUUCGACCUCAAGGUUGGUUUUGCAGCAUGAUGAUGGCUCCAAAAGAUUCAUGGGAAUUGGUGGUUCUUCUGAUGUUCAAAAGGAGGCGCGUGGGAUUUCUGAUUCAAAAGCUGUGGACCCAAACGGACAAAAAAGAUUCAACGGAUCAUUGGAAAAUGGAUUUAAGCUUGGGAACAUGUCGUAUGGUAGUCCGUUCACAGGACAACCAAUAAACAUGAUGAACAUGCCUUUCCCCUUACCUCUGAAGGACUCCAACAAUACUGUUACACCCAGCACUUCUGCUCCUCUGAUGCCUGGAGUGAUGCAGGUUAUUCCUACAGCAAAUAGUGAGGGACCAGGGACUCAUCCCGGAAACUUGCCAGUAAUGUUUGGGUAUUCUCCUGUCCAAAUUCCUAUGCUGGAUAAGGAUAACUCUUGGGGUUUGGUCUCUCAGUCGCAACAGUUUCACCCUUCCUAUGCUGGCAGAGGCCCGCCAAACUCAGCUGUAAUGCAAGUAAUUUCGCACAAUUCAUCUGAGGCUACACAACAUGAGGGGAGGACUUCAGAACGGCCCAAGGGUGAUGGCAAACAGCAUACUGCUGAAGGGGGCUCCUCUUCACAGGCAGAAGAUGGGAAAGGAAGCAGCACAAACCUCAGGGGAAAAGAUGCACCUGACCGCUCUUCAUCAGAUGGCUCCUCUCUGGAAUUUUCAACUAUAAAGCCGGGUAUUCAUGCAGAUGUGAAAUUUGGAGGGUCUGGUUCCCGCCCAAAUCUGCCAUGGGUAUCUACCACAGCUCCGGGUCCAAAUGGUAGGACAAUUUCUGGUGUUACUUACAAAUACAAUGCAAACCAAGUCCGGAUUGUCUGUGCCUGCCAUGGUUCCCACAUGUCCCCCGACGAGUUUGUUCGGCAUGCCAGUGAGGAUCCUGGGAAUCCAGAGAGUGGCACGGGUUUGACAACAUUUCCAAACAACAACUCUGCUGCCUCUGCUCAAAGCUGAUUCUGUACAAUGCAUGUAUGUUUAAGCAAAACUCUUGUUAAUUUCCAAAUGGUCGCUGGGGAAGCUGGCUUUGUUUAGGCAUAAGCCUUCUUCCCCCUCUUUGUUCCACUCAACUGCUUUAUUAAAUCUCGUUUAUGGUA
Humulus lupulus (European hop) is the source of this 1920-nucleotide messenger RNA. Its product is annotated as ninja-family protein mc410. Lineage: Eukaryota; Viridiplantae; Streptophyta; Magnoliopsida; Rosales; Cannabaceae. The record is from RefSeq and is a predicted model, not a curated record. Gene Ontology annotation, cellular component: nucleus. Bases 284 to 1780 code for a protein of 498 amino acids. Gene Ontology annotation, biological process: negative regulation of DNA-templated transcription; jasmonic acid mediated signaling pathway. The transcript has 3 exons.